AAUAAUUACCCGAAGGUCUUCAUAUAUAUAGACCUUAAUUCACUUGAACAAGUAUUCAUCGGAGCAAGGUUGCUGAAGGCAUCUUUGGGACCAAGUUAGCACAACAGUCUGAUUUCUAGCCUCUUUGCAAUGGCACUUUGUCUCUUUACCAACUUCCCUAGCGUGAACUCCAUGAAUUGGAAAGAUAUGCCGAGGCAUCCUCUGCCAAGAGCAGCUCAUAGAACUUGCAUUAACUUGCAGUUCACUUGUUCAGUAAGCUUGAAAGAAUCCCACGAAGUUAGUAAGAGACGAUUGGCCAAUUACCAACCAACAACUUGGAGCUGCGAUUUCUUGCAGUCUUUAAAGAAUGAUAAUGCAGACAAAAUAUACAAAGACAAGGCGAUGGAGCUAGAAGAGGAGGUGAGGUGCAUGAUUAACAGUGGAGACAUGGAGAUGUUAACCAUGCUUGAAAUGAUUGAUGACAUUCAACGGUUAGGCUUGGGGCAUCGGUUUGAAAAAGACAUAAAGAGAAAACUUGAUAGAAUUUCUUCUUCAGAACAAAGUUACGUUGAAGCAGAGAAAUCUCUCCGUGCGACUGCUCUUUGCUUCAGGUUACUGAGACAACAUGGUUAUGAGAUUUCUCAAGAUAUUUUUCAUGGCUUUUUAGAUGAUCAAGGCAAUUUCAUGGCCUCCCUUCACAACGAUAUCGAAGGAAUGCUUAGUUUGUAUGAAGCUUCACAUCUUGCCUGCGAAGGAGAAGAAAUUUUAAACAAGGCGAAUAAACAAACAAGCAUAUACUUAAGAAACCAUCUAGGAAACUCAGACUCUAUGACUGCUGAAAGAGUCAGUCAUGCUCUGGAGGUACCAUUGCAUCACAAGAUGAUCAUGUUAGAAGCUCGAUGGCAUAUUGAAUCCUACGGUAAGAGGGAAGAUGCGAAUCCCAAACUACUCCAACUUUCCAAGUUGGAUUUCAACAUGAUGCAAUCAGUCUUGCAAAGAGAUCUCCAAGACAUGUCAAGGUGGUGGCAUGACCUGGGCUUGAAGAACAAGCUGAGAUUUAGCAGAGACAGACUAAUGGAGUGCUUUUUUUGGACUGUUGGAAUGGCCUUUGAACCUGAAUUUAACUCAUGUCGCAAAGGACUGACAAAAGUGACGUCAUUCAUAACCACCAUAGAUGAUGUCUAUGAUGUUUAUGGUGCUUUGGAUGAAUUGGAAGCAUUCACAGAGGCUGUUGAAAGGUGGGAUGUCAGUGCUGUGAGAAAUCUUCCAGACUAUAUGAAGUUAUGCUUCUUAGCCCUUUUCAACACAGUUAAUGAAAUGGCAUAUGACCACCUUAAAGAACAAGGAGAAGAUGCCAUUCCUUGUCUAACCAAAGCAUGGGCUGAUUUAUGCAAAGCAUUCUUGCAAGAAGCAAAAUGGAGCUACAACAAUAUCACACCAUCAUUUGAGGAAUAUCUUGAAAAUGCAUGGCGAUCGGUAUCAGGAACUGUCAUCCUCAUCCAUGCCUAUUUUCUUAUGGGAGAAAACAUCUCCAAGCAAGCUCUUGAUUACCUUGUAAACUACGAUGAAUUACUCAGAUGGCCAUCCAUUAUUUUUCGACUCUCUAAUGAUUUAGCCACUUCAUCAGCAGAGAUAGCCAGAGGGGAAACAGCUAAUUCAAUCUCUUGCUACAUGUACGAAACCGGUGCUUCUGAGGCUGAGGCGCGAAAACACAUAGAGAAACUGAUUCAGAAGGCAUGGAGGAACAUGAACAAAUGUCAAAUUGAUAACGAAACUCCUUUUGCUAGAAGCUUUGUAGGAACAGCAAUUAAUCUUGCUAGAAUUGCCCAGUGCACGUACCAACAUGGAGAUGGUCAUGGAGCACCAGAUAGCAGAUCCAAGAACAGAAUCUCGUCCUUGAUAAUUGAACCCAUUUCAUUUCAUUAAUGUGUGUUUGUGUGUGUAAGUGUGUGUAUAUGUAUGUAUACACACAUAUAUAUUACCUACCUUGUAUAUAGUGUGGUCCUCGCAUUUCAUCUUGAUUUUGUGUUUAAAAGGUGUUUAUUGUGAUAUCAGGAGGUUAGAGUAAUGCCUCAAUUUU
Messenger RNA from Populus trichocarpa (black cottonwood), 2059 nucleotides. Its product is annotated as probable terpene synthase 12. Gene Ontology annotation, molecular function: terpene synthase activity; magnesium ion binding. Lineage: Eukaryota; Viridiplantae; Streptophyta; Magnoliopsida; Malpighiales; Salicaceae. The record is from RefSeq and is a predicted model, not a curated record. The coding region runs from base 130 to 1905 and encodes 591 amino acids. The transcript is spliced from 7 exons. Gene Ontology annotation, biological process: diterpenoid biosynthetic process.